Messenger RNA from Lemur catta (Ring-tailed lemur), 604 nucleotides. RefSeq names its product lysozyme-like protein 1. The coding region runs from base 20 to 466 and encodes 148 amino acids. NCBI's taxonomy places the organism in Eukaryota, Metazoa, Chordata, Mammalia, Primates, Lemuridae. The transcript has 4 exons. The record is from RefSeq and is a predicted model, not a curated record. Gene Ontology annotation, molecular function: lysozyme activity.
UCCCCAACAGGCUUCGGGGAUGAAGGCCGCGGGCAUUCUGGCCCUGAUUGGCUGCCUGGUCACAAGCACCGAGUCCAAGGUCUACACGCGCUGCAAACUGGCAAAAAUAUUUGCAAGGGCCGGCCUGGACAAUUAUGGGGGCUUUAGCCUUGGAAACUGGAUCUGCAUGGCGUACUACGAGAGCGGCUACAACACCACGGCGCAGACCGUCCUGGACGAUGGCAGUGUUGACUACGGCAUUUUUCAGAUAAACAGUUUCACGUGGUGCAGAUACGAAAGGCUGCAAGAGAAGAACCACUGUCAUGUCGCCUGCUCAGCUUUGAUCACUGACGACCUCACAGACGCGAUUAUUUGUGCCAAGAAAAUUGUUAAAGAGACGCAAGGGAUGAACUAUUGGCAAGGCUGGAAGAAACACUGUGAGGGCAAAGACCUGUCUGAGUGGAAGAAAGGAUGUGAGGUCUCAUGAUGGCGCACUGGACCCAGCCCGCUUCGCGACGGCCCCACUGGGUUUGUAAUGAAUGCCAGCAAGCGUCUGCCGUCUCGUCCCCUUUCCUCCCAGUAUUCCUUCUCACAGCUAGAGAGGGAAAACCAAGCUACAUUUUUA